UCAAUUUCUAACCCCAUCCAUGAUUAAACUUGAGGUAACUUAUUAAAUGAAGUAAUUGGAGGUGUCAUUUAAACUUCCUUCACACCUCAUUACAAAUAACAGAGGAGGGAGAAGAAGAGUUAAAGCUCUCCCUGAAUCCGUCUCUCUCCCUCUAAAUGCAGAGAAAAUGGGUAACUUGUGUUGCUGUUUGUCACCUAAAAAAGAGAAAAAGAAACUAUCAAAACGUUUCUCAAAUUCAACAACACAACAAUCAGGGAUAAUAAGUUCAAGUAAUAGGUGGAACAGAAUAAGAAAUCCUUCAAAAAGAGAGAAAAUUGAAGACGCGCAAAUUCAAGAACAAGCAAUUGCUGCAGCUAUACUAUUCAAACAACAUCAACAACAACAACAACAACAAAAUGAAGGAGGAACUUCUAUUCCAUUUGAUCGUUCUACUUCGUUGAGACAUUCAGCUUCUUCAAGAAAACAAUCUUUGCCUAGAAGUUCUAGUACCAGAGCUCGUUCAUCUACUGAUCCGCUGCUUCCACCUUAUCAACUGGAUGCAAUAAACGUUGAUGAUUUGGAGACGAAACAUUUUGUCCUUGUUCAUGGAGGUGGAUUUGGUGCUUGGUGUUGGUAUAAAACUAUAACACUUCUAACAGAAGCUGGAUUUAAGGUUGAUGCAAUAGAUUUAACGGGUGCUGGAGUUAAUUCAUUUGUGACUGAUAGUGUUACAAGUCUUUCUCAGUAUGUGAACCCACUCACUAAUUUCAUUCAGAAACAUGAUGAUAAGGAAAAGGUGAUCCUGGUGGCUCAUGAUCUUGGUGGUGCGUGUAUCUCAUAUGUAAUGGAGUUGUUCCCAUUAAAGGUUGCCAAAGCUAUUUUUGUUGCUGCAGCAAUGUUAACGAGUGGGCAAAGUACUCUUGAUAUGUUCACCCAACAGGCAGGUCCAGAUGGUCUAAUGCCACAAGCUCAGACAUUUAUAUAUGCGAAUGGGAAUGAUCAUGCUCCAACUGCGAUUGAACUCAAUAAAUCAUUGCUGAAAGAUUUGUUAUUUAAUCAAAGUCCCACAAAGGAUGUUGCAUUGGCGUCUGUUUCAAUGAGAUCCAUUCCGUUUGCACCUGUUCUAGAGAAGCUCUCUCUUACUGACGAGAACCACGGCGCAGUCCGGAAGUUUUAUAUUGAAACAACAGAAGACAAUGCAAUACCGCUCUCUCGGCAACAAAGCAUGAUUACUGCAAAUCCUCCAGAACAAGUAUACCGGCUAAAGGGUGCCGAUCACUCACCUUUUUUCUCAAAGCCUCAAGCCUUACACAAGCUAUUGGUUGAGAUUUCAAGGAUUCCCUCAGUUCAGUCAACUUGUACAUGACCAUCUUGCUAAAGCCUAACCCAUUAGUGUACAAUUGUUUGAUAAUGCAUUGUACACUAACAGUCAAUCAACAUGGCUGGAUGAAUUGAAUCCACGAGUUUGAUUUAUUGUUUUCAAUGGAGUUAGUUUGUGUCUAUUUUCACUGUUCAUUCGUGUAAUGUGCGAAAUAUCAAAUAUUAUAUGGGUCUGUUCGGGUGCGCGAACAGCAUUUGAUUAUGUUUAGGCAGCAGGUGGAUCUACAAAGGAGUCUAUGGAAUAUGGAGUGUUUAUCUGCACCACAAGCAGUAGUGUAAUAUUCAUGCAACAGAUUUUUGAUUGUCUGGAAGUCUGGAACCACGGAAAGGUUUAUGUUC
Messenger RNA from Papaver somniferum (opium poppy), 1698 nucleotides. RefSeq names its product putative methylesterase 11, chloroplastic. Gene Ontology annotation, molecular function: methyl jasmonate esterase activity; methyl indole-3-acetate esterase activity. Lineage: Eukaryota; Viridiplantae; Streptophyta; Magnoliopsida; Ranunculales; Papaveraceae. Bases 167 to 1345 code for a protein of 392 amino acids. The transcript has 5 exons. The record is from RefSeq and is a predicted model, not a curated record.